Molecule: messenger RNA, 7754 nt
Organism: Anolis carolinensis (green anole)
Lineage: Eukaryota; Metazoa; Chordata; Lepidosauria; Squamata; Anolidae
Gene: jph4
Product: junctophilin 4
Exons: 6
Coding region: 2378-4363 (661 amino acids)
Biological process (GO): regulation of synaptic plasticity
Cellular component (GO): endoplasmic reticulum membrane; junctional membrane complex; plasma membrane
Source: RefSeq, a predicted model, not a curated record
CUUCAAGGGACCUUCGGGGGCUUCUUCCGCACACGUUUGCUCGCAAGGCUGCCUCCAUCUAGAUCCUUUCCCUUCCUUCUUCGCUUCCCCCCCAUUGCCUUCUUGCUUUCCACUUGAGCGUGGUUGAUUUUUUUCCAUUCUUCCCAUCUGACAAUUCAUCUUCCCUCAGGGAAAUGAGGGGGGAACAUAAUCAUCUGUUUUUCAGCCUCGCUUUGCCCCUACCCAUCCUGGGCAAGUAGCUUUUUUCCAAUAAAGGCUUAUUAUUUAUUUAUAUCCAUAUUGCAAUAUUUAAUUAUUCCUCCAUUUUGCGGGAAGCAGGGAGGGGAUGUCCAGAGCCUUCCUCCGUUUUUUCGGCGAGGGUUUUCCCCCACCCACCCACGCAGACCUCUCUCGCCUUGGAUCUGCGCCUUCUGUGAUAUUUUCCUGCUGAUCCAUGCUCAAUUGAAUCGCCACCUGAGGUCUCCCAUCUUCUACCAUUCCCAUUCUUUUCUGGUUUCUUUCCCCCUUCUUCUUUUUCCUUCUUGUAUUGCAUUUCAUUUUACAGCUGACAUUGUUCAGUCUCUUGGCUCCUGGAUUGCCACUUGAUUUUGCAUCCGUCCUCCAUCCCAACACAUAGGCAUCUAGGUUUCAUCCUAUUCCCACCUGAUUUCUGCAUCUGAAAUCUACCUCUGUUCAUUUGCCUUUGGCUAGGCAUCCCUCACUCCACCCCAUCCCUUACGCGGACACAUUUCAGCCUUUCCUCUCCAUCCUCCUGCUCUCAUGUUUUCGGCAGCUAUUUCUUUUUUUCUACAAAAACCCAUCGCCAGCCUCCUGCCCUGGGUUGUGUGUUUCCUUCCCAGCACUACCAGUGGGAUUCCCAGCUGAGAUUUCUCCCUGCCGAUGCGCUCGCUGGAGGCUUGGGUGUGUCUGUUAUCUUACCCUGCUUUUCUAGAAGCGUGUGCCUCGUCUUAUUUUUCCUCUGCUGGCUCAAGAACAGAACACAUGGUUGUCUCCUUCUCCUUUGUACCAUGAGGUCUUCUUCAGCAGCCCUGUUGCCUCUCCUCCAUCCUUUGAAAGAGCUGCCCAGUUUUUGUGAAAACCUGGCUAUCCUCUGAGCUGUCCUUGCUCCUGUUGAGCCCAUGUGGGCAUCAACAGGGGGAAGACCAGAGGCCAGAAGGUCGACUGUUAUUAUUGAUGCCUGAAGCCAGACCAAUUCAGACCCUCCAUUCACUUGUGGCCUGACCCCACCAAGUCCAACUGGAAAAGCCAAGCGGAGGACCCUUUGGACGGCAACCAAACGACGACAACAUCACUGCCCCUUCCUGAAUUGCUGCAACACCGCUGCCUAUGACUGCCCAGGCUGAUUUGUGUACAUAAAAUGCCAAGGAGUUGCCCUCGGACCAGUCUGCAAUUCAAGACCACCAUAUGCCUGUAAACCGAAGGCUGCUGGGCCUUCCUGUGCCCAUAACCACGAGGAGUCCUUUACGGCCCUCCUUCUUCUAACCAGCGACAUCAGCUGAGGAACGCUGUCUGGGACUCCAAAAGCAGCCGACCGAAUGCUUACCUCUAGGAACGCUAUACUCUGAUCACAAGGGACCUCUAGGAACGCUAGAAUGCUUGGUGCUGGCUGGAGAAAUCCAAGCUUUCAUCUUAGUUUGGAGCCCUCCAAAGACUGCUGCCAAAGAACAACCUGAAAUGCCGUUAGCUUCAUCACACACCUGUACAGUCAAAGGAAGUUCAGGCCCUUCUGGAUAACCUAGAGCCAGCUAGCUCCCAGGGGACUGCAGGUUACUAGAUAGAGCUCAGCUGGCCCUAACAGACGUGCAAUUUCUGGGCAUACCUAAGACUGGAGAUCUAUUGAAGAGCCAGUAUUAUGCAGAUAGCCAGAAAACACCAACAAUUAUAUUCUGAAUUGUUCUUGUGGGCAGACACCUCAAAGCCGGUGCUUUCCUGCAAUUAUCCCUGACACCAGCAACUGGUCACAUAUAGUCAGAGGUUUCCAUUGACUUUCAAAAUCUGUAGUGAGCAAUGUAAAUGUUGGUACAGCUCUAUUGCAUAUCCAUAGACACCAGGUGUCAGCCCUGCCCGGUGUCUUUAAGUUUCUUUCAGUUUUGGCAAGUCUAGACGCUUGGUGUAGCUGGACUGUUUGUUUGCAAGUCCUUGCAUGCAGUAACCAAAAAAAUCCCAGUCUUGGUCAAGCUGUAGCUAUAGUCUUAGAACUUUGGGUGGAGACCUCAAGCUCAAGUUGCCAGAUGUCUGACUCUGAGGAAGGGGGCUGAAAUUUGUCAAUUUGGGGGGCAGCGCCAUGUAGAGGCGCCCCGCAUAGGGGGAACGGAGAUGCAUGCCGGGACUCGUGGGUAACUGUCACCCGACUGGCUGGGGAGCAAACGUUUCAUGAAUGUCCAACGGAGGCAGGUUCGAGUUUGACGAUGGUGGCUGCUAUGUGGGUGACUGGGAAGAGGGCCGGGCACACGGCUACGGCGUCUGCACCGGCCCCGGAGCCCAGGGGGAGUACAGCGGGCGCUGGAGUCGGGGCUUUGAGUCCCUGGGCGUCUACACCUGGCCCAGCGGGAACACCUACCAAGGCCACUGGAGUCAAGGCAAGCGCAGCGGACUGGGCGUGGAGCGCAAGAGCAAGUGGAGCUACAAGGGGGAGUGGAGCCAUGGGCUGAAGGGGCGCUCAGGGGUCUGGGAGAGCCAUUCCGGAGUCAUCUAUGAAGGCAUGUGGCGCGAAGGACUGCAGGAUGGAUACGGCAUGGAGACUUAUGCAGAUGGAGGUACCUACCAGGGCCAGUGGCAGUCCGGUAAGCGGCACGGGUAUGGAGUCCGCCAAAGCGUCCCUUACCGGCAAGCUGCCCUGGUCCGCUCCCCACGCCGGACCUCUCUGGAAUCGCUGCCCAGUGAGAUUGACCCCAAUGCUCCUUCUCUGCCCCUUCCUCCUCCCCCAAUGGCCCCUCCGCCACUCCCUGGGGACAGCCCGGCUUCUGGAUCCAGGGGCGGCUUUGUCUUGGCCUUCCCGGGCGACCCAGACUUCCCCAAGGGCGCCAAGAAGAAAGCGGGGGGCUUCUUCCGCCGAUCCUUGCUCCUGAGUGGGCUACGGGUGCGCAGGGCUGAAUCUAAGGCCUCCCUGGGCAGCAAGCGGGGGUCCCUCAAGAGCGAGGCCGGGGUCAGCUCGGCCGGGAGCGAAGCCACCACGCUCAGCUACGCCGAGACAGAGCCCCCUGAGUUGCCUUCAACGCUGACCAUCGAAGGGUCGUCCACCGAGGUCUACGCCGGAGAGUGGAGAGCUGACCGCCGCAGUGGCUAUGGGGUGAGCCGCCGUUCCAACGGCCUGAGGUACGAGGGCGAGUGGCUAGGCAAUCGGCGGCACGGCUAUGGACGGACCACCUACCCUGACGGCACCAAGGAAGAGGGCAAGUACAAGCUCAACCGGUUGGUGAGCGGGAAGGUGAAGAACUUGAUCCCCCUUCGCCGGAGUAAGGUCAAGGAGAAAGUGGACCGGGCUGUGGAAGUGGCCAGGAGAGCGGUCAGCAUGGCGCGGCAGAAGCAGGAGCUGGCCAUUACCAGGGCUGCAGAUGCUCGUCUGAAAGCUGCCGCUGCACUCGCUGCAGCCGAGAAAGCCCUGGAAGCUGGCCGCCUAGCCAAAAUUUUGGCCCAAGAACUGCAACCCAUCCUAACUGAACCUGAGCCGCGUGGCCAGUUGGAUUCUGAAGGCACCGACACCGACUACCAGGAGUAUGACAGCCCCCGGGUCUAUGAGAAUGGCAUCACCCCGUCGGACGUUACCCCAGACCCGAGCCUCCCUCCCAGUUACCCUCCUACGCCGCUGCAGCCCUGGCGAGGAGACCCUCGGCGGACUUGGCCCCCCUUGGAGAACGGGGGUCCCCGCCAGUUCUUGCCCGAGGUCUCCGACCCCGAGGACGAAUGGGGCUGCCGGGGUAGUUUCCCCUCUCGGACACCAGGAUUUGCCCCCGAGGGGCUGUGGGAGGGGGAGGAGGAGCAGGAGCAGCUGAGCAGCUAUGAAGCAGAAGAGGAAGACUACGGGAGGGUCCCCCGGCACCCCCAGAUGCUGGGCAGCCCUGCCAGUGGCAGCUCCGGCAGCCUCCGAGAGGAGGAGGAAGAGGAAGAGGAAGAAGAAGGGGCAGCUUCCAGGCCUUAUGCUGGGGAGCCCCAGGUAGAUCCAGUGCCCGCCGGAGUCCUUGGGGCCCCUGAACUACAGGCGGAGGAAGUGCUUGGGAAUGCAAGGCCCCCAGUAGCAGAAAAAGAGGAGGUCCUUGGAGAUGUGCGAAGAAGGAAGAGACAGGGAGCCCACCCUCUGGUCAUUGCUGCCGUCCUCCUGGUUGACGUGAGCCUGGCCUACCUGUUCUCGCUUCUCCUCACCUGAGAUGGGUGGAAACUGAGGGGGCACUUUGGACCCCGUUUCCUCGACGGUUUGGGAACAGACUCUUUUCCAUCCUCUGCCUUUCUACCUUGCCCCCCUUUUUCUCUUUUUCACAUAUCUUUUACCCCACCCACCUCCCUUCCUGCCUCCUAACCCCCUUUGACCCUUUCUAGAUUGUUUACAUACGAAGGGCUCUCUUUCUACUGGAGAUUUCUCUGUUUUUUCUUGCUGUCUCUCCAAAACUACGACCACACCUCCCAUCUUCCACCUCUUUCUCACCUUUCCCCCCAGUCUUUCCAUCCAUCCAGCCCCAUCCAUCUUUCUGGACCACAUUUUGCAAGUGGGGCAUUUUUUAAAAAACCUGUCUUCGUCUAUGUUUUGGGGAGAGAACCAUUCUACAGUUUAGAUUCAGAGAUGGGAGGGAUGUGUUUGCGCCUCAAGAGGCAUUAAAGAGUUGACUCGAUCUGUCUGAAUUUCCAUACUCUUGCCCCUUUCCUCCUCUUCCUGUCUCUCCCUUCAACCUUAGGAGAUUUAUUAGUCUCACAAGAAAGGAAAACUAAGCUCUCCUCCAUUCCUAUACACAUAAACAUAGUCUUUUUCUAUCAGUCUCCUUCCAAGAUGCUCCCUUGAAAUUCUGGAUUUUGGAGAAGGGGCCAAUUACUUUGUAAUAUGGGGUUCAAUCCCCCCUGCAACCCUUCCCUUUUCCACCACUAGAUGGUGCUGUGGGGUAGAAGGAGCAAAAAAGCAGAGCAAAUUUUCAAAAUUUGGGGAGCAUUCAAGAGGACAGUUUUUGUCUUUCUCAGUUUUUUCUUUUCCAUAUUCAUGUUUCUCUCUCUCUUACCUUCUCUCUCUCUCCGCCACCUCCUUUUCCCAAGGGAACCGGAACCUUCUUUUCAAACAAACAAACAAAAAGAAGAAAGGGGGGGAAAAGUUAAAAACUUUUUAUUUACGCUUUUAUAAACAUUUUUCUCGCAGCGUUUGAAUAAUAAAAUUAAACACUAUAAAUUAACGAGAGGGUGAAAGGGAGAUUCCUUUUGCUUAGGAGAAGAGGGAUUUUUCACAAAGAGGACUGUGGAAUUCCCAUAAAUAGCUAGUCUAGAUGGGGGGGAAAGUGGGUAUUUGCUGCAGGACCAAAUUGGGAAAAUGCCUCUUUAAGGCAGCAGAAGUGUGUCUGGGCCAAAGGCAUGAAGUUCUGAAAAAUAUAGUUACAUACACACACGCACACACAUAUCCCAAGUGAUAUAUUAUAUAUAUAUAAGUCAAAGUAUGUAUGUUUGUCUGUAUGGAUGUGUACCACAAAGUUAAGUGAGGUGGCCCUCUCAUGUCACUGGACUGGCUGUUUCUAUGUGAAGUUGUCAUGAAUACUUUUUGAACAAAGGUUCUUUUAUUGCAAUUUUAAGCGUGAGGGUAUAUCAGAUUUUUUUUUACAGAAUUUAGACAUACAGACAUACAGAUUCUAUGUAAUUACAAAGGAUUCACAAACCUACAGUUACAUUGGCUACAUUGGUUACAUUUUUACUCAGCAUUUAUAUACAUGUACAUGCAUUCAUCAUCAUUUCUCCAUUCUUCUUCCAUGAAGAACAUCUCUUAGGCCAGACUGCUUCCUUACAAAUCUGCCAACGCACAGUUCCAAAACUCCUAAAUGCCAAAACUCCAAAAUCCCUAACAAGCGACUCCAAGACGCACCGUUUUAUCUUCUCUUCAGAAAAAGAGGCAAGUGAUCAGACUGCGUUCCACUGCAGAUCUGCCACUCCAUACACCAUCUCCAUAGAGCAUGGCAGGUGAACUGCUGUCUGUCACACUUUUUGGAUUGUCAUAAGAUCUGUCAUAUAGCAAUAUUUUGCUGAUGUUGUCCCAAAGUUGUAAAUUGCUGACAGACAUUUUCCAUCCUGAAACAUUUUAAUUCCAUUUCAGUUUCCAGGCAGAUGUUGACUCUUCUUGAUUGGUGUUAGCAACGCAAGCAUUCCUUCUUAACAUAAAGAACUUUGCAAACAUUUCCUUAACUUGAAAGAGCCAUUGUCUCUGUUUAACGUAAACAGGUUUCCCCUCCCAAAAAAAAGUUCAACAGUUAAUCAUUGUCACAGUUCUUAUCACAGUUUACUAAAGCAGGUCAACCAUUUUGGUUUUCAUUAGCAACUUUUAAUUACAGUAGUUUUUUUCCAUGCUUCAUCCUUUUUAGAGUGGUGUCUUCAAAUUAUUAGGUCUCAUUCAUUCAUCUUUCAUUCAGUUCAUACAAACCAUAUAUCACAAUAAUGUGACAAAGUGGCCCGCUGCGAUGUCAUUGGUGGGGGGAAAGUAACAUGUAUGAGGGGAAAGGAGAAAGAAAAGAAAGAAAAAGUAAAAGGAAGGAAAGAAAGGAAAGUAAAAGGAAGGGAAGGAGGAAGAGGGAAAGGAGGAAUGGUCUUUGUGGUACAAACACACAUACAUAUUUUGACUUUUAUAUAUAUUUAGAAAGAAGAUAUAUAUGUAUAUAUAUAUAUAGGGCAAGGGAGAGCACCUUCUUGGAUGCCCACCAAAACCGACAAGUUCAGAAAGGAUCCCAAAAUAUUGGAUAAAGCGCCUUAAUGGGGGAAACUGCAUUAGGAGGGGGAAAAGGACAGAGGAAAUUCCGCCUCCAGGAAGGUUUGGAAAAGGAUAUACCUGCAAGUGGGGGGAAAAAGGAAAUAAGUUGCCUUCUAGAGGGUAAAAGAGUUGACCCCUAUGGGGGAAAUAAAAUAAAACUGAGAAGUUGUGCCUUUGGGAAAGGAAAAGUGCAAUAGGAGAGGCCCCGAAAUAGGGAAUUCUGCCCUUUUCCUCGGGGCCUCAAGAGUGCAAUACAGGAAGUCCUGCCUUCCAGAUGGCAAGGAGAGGCAUUUUAAGGGCAAAAAGAAGUUUAAAAAAAUAAAUAGAGGGCUUUAAAAAAGGAACAGGGCUUUGCAGUUUGUUUUUGUGGGUGAGAAUGGUCCAAAGAGAGAGGAUGAGGAUGAUGAUGAUGAUAAUGAUGAUGAUGAUAAUAAUGAUGGGGGUCCUCUGAUAUACUCUUCUGGGGUGUCCUCCACAAGGAAUCUCCCGCUCAGCCCCUCCCUGGAUCCUGCAUGAGGAAGCGACUGAUCCUUUGCUGUGUGCUGUGUAUACUGAGAAUGUCUGUAUAGCUGAACAAAAAAACAGGAAAAAAAUAACGUACCCUUCCCUCUGGUUUUAUACCGCCUGCCCCCCAACUCCUCCCUUUCCAGUGCUUUGCUCCGGCCUUGAUCCGAAGAAUACCCCCCUCCCUCCCCCCCCCCCUUUUGUCCCCUUCUUCCUGGUUUGCCUUUUUGACUGGAUAUUUCUUAUUUCGUGUCUUUGGGAUUGAAAAAAAAUACAUUAAAUAAGUCUUGCAGGAAAAAAAUAAUUUAAUAAAAAUAUAUUAAUACAA